GCUGCGGGGCGGAGCGGUAAAGGGAGGCCGGGGCUGCCCCGUGGCGACGACCGUUGCCGGGUAACUGGAGCCUCCCCGGCCGCCGGUAGGAGCCGUUCGGGGCCGGUGGCGGCCGAUUUCUGCUGCUGGGAGCCUCUUUUCGUGCCCCGGUCCAUCGCAGGGAGCAGCUGGUGGCAGCCCGGAGGCUCCUGCGCGUUUGUGGGCGCCGUGGGCACCACAUCAGCGACCUGAGCAACCCCAACAGCUCGUGUUGCCUUGGUCAUGCACCCAGCCUGCACCUUUCUCGUGAAGCCUCCAGUAUUUCACCAUGUAAAUGCCCCUGUUUGUCUCAGAGUUUUCCGUCCCGACCAAAAUUUUCUGCAGGAUAUGGAGCAAUCAAAUGAGAUGUUGCACUGUGAGCAAAUGCAUCAUUAAAGAUAAAUGGAGAUGAAUGACCAGUGAAUGACCAGUGAAUGAAAAUUUCUCUAGCAGAAGGAUGGAAAGCAGAAGGGAAAGAACAGCAGCACUGCUGAAAGAAAAGCAUAUGAAGAAGGACCUGAAGUGGAAUCCUGGCACUGCUUCUCGUCCAGCUUCAGCUGCAGUCAGAGUGACUGACUUGAGUUGGCGAGGUAACCUAAAUCCCAGUCUGCUGGUUAAAGAUGAUGGAGAGCUACUGCUGGAUGAAUACCUUUCCCCCAGGAAACUGAAAGCUUUGACAGGGAUGGAUGAUCUGCAGCAAGUAAAGGCCCUAGAGAUGCGAGUAGAUACAAGAGAGAGCAGCUUGGGGAACUUUGGUGCCUAUCUUCCUAAUCUGAGAGAGCUGAAGUUGAACAAUAGCUUGCUCGUAUCCGUGAGGGAUCUCGGAACCACGUUGUCCCAUCUCCAUGUGCUGUGGAUGACUUGUUGUGGGCUCUUGGAUUUAGAUGGAAUCUCUGCCUGCAGCUCUCUGAAAGAACUCUAUGUGGCCUACAACAAAAUCUCAGACCUGUGCCCGCUUUGCUUUUUGGAUCACCUUGAGGUUCUGGAUCUGGAAGGAAACAAUAUUGAGGACAUCAACCAGAUGCGAUACCUGGGGCUUUGCUGCAAACUGCGCAGCCUGACAGUGGAGGGCAACCUUAUCUGUCUAAAGCCAAAUGCAGAAUCUGCAGAGGAACUAGAUUACAAUUACAGAGCUGAAGUGAAAAAACUCAUUCCUCACCUGGAGUAUUUGGAUGGAAUACCAGCAAGCCAGACUGCUGUCCCUCCUUCCAAUAAGAUGAAUGAGGACUGGCUAAUCAUCAAGGAAUACAUCAAGGAGGGUGGUUUGCCCAGAGACAUUUCAUGGUUAGGUCCAUGUGCAAUGGCAAAGCAGCCUGGAUGCAGCCCAAAUCCUCCUACAGCUUCCAGACCAGGAACUGCACAGUGGUCUGUUAGCUCAGGAAGGUGUAGCAGUUCCCAUCUGUUGUACAGCAGCUCUCCUCUUCCAGAUCCCACUAUUUCUGAAGACUGGUUUCCAGAUAACUGCAGUGAUUUGACACACGGACUCAGCCAAAUUAUAUGUGGGAACCCCAUCAAGGCCCUUCGUGCAAGGAGGCUAAAGCUAGGUCCGCCUGCAGAGAGCUCCUUGAAACUGUGCAGUCUGAAGAUAGAAAACCCUGACAUCUCUGUAGGAGGAGGAGGUGUGAGCCAGGAAGACGUCUUCUCUGCACCGAGAGUGUGGGGAGAGCAGCAUAAGUGGCGGUGCCUGCACACAGCUCAGCAAGGAAUCAUCCCAGCAGCAAAGGUAGCUACAGAUGAUGAGGAAGAGGAUGAAGGCUGCAUCCCGGCCAACAGCAGUGAGAGUGAGCUGAAGGACACCUCAGAUGAGGAUCUCACUGGAGAGAUUUCACCUAUUUCUUCUUGCCACUCCUGUCUCUCACAGUCUUCCCCAGAUUCAUUACAUGCUCAGGAAGGCAUAGUGUUCCCCAGCCAGAACUGCUGUCUAAUUCCAUCUCCUCCAAAAACCCCUUCACCUGCAACUCUGAUGGGUUUGGCAGCAAGACCCCAGAAACUGAGGAAGCACAGGGCAAGGUGCCUGAAGCUAACCAGCCCAGAGGAGGGCAGGCAGCCCCAGCAAUGCCAGGCAUGGGUGACUCAAGAGACUUCAGCUCAGCUGCUGAGUAAGGGCCUUGCUCUGCUGAGCCUGCAUAGCGUGCCAGCAGCACAGGAGCCUCUGCCCCUCAGCCCCCAAGGGCAGUGCCAACCUGAUGGCAGCACUGCCAGGCAGAGGCCUAUCUCAGGAACUGCAGCUGUUGGAUCAGCAGGCAUCAGCCCCACCCUGGACAGGAGUCCACACAGUGUGAGCAGCCAUCCCCAGCCAGUUGUCCUCUCACCCCCAAGACCCUCAGGGAGAGUUGAGCUGCUGAAUGCCAUAUGCCCCCCAGCUGCUGGGGCAGUGCUACAGAAGCUGCCAGCCAGACCCACUGUCUCAUCAGCAUCUCAAGGCAGGAGUCCCCGCUCAUAGCCUGAGUGUAUCAGACCCAUUGACAUUGUGCUAUCUCCACGCACUGGGUGCAGUCCUGACACUUGGAGGAUCAGUGCCAUCUUUCAACUGCCUCUGUGAGAUAAAAGCAGAGCUGUGCAAGUAGAGCAGAUCGAACAAAUGCCAUGAUUUGCUUCAAUUAAGGCUACAGCUGGUUCAGAAGUGCUUUCUUUAAAGAGCACCUGCUGGUCAACAGAAGAGCUAAUCAACCUCUUACGACAGCAAAUGUGGUUAUUUUUUGCAGCCUUCAUGAACUAAAACCGAACAACUCUUAAUGGAUUUCCUUUCUUCUACCUCCUGCCCUGCUCUGUGGGUGAGGCAGUGGCAGUAAACCAGCAGGUCUCAGUGCCUGCCAGUUCCAGGGUGGGCUGGAGGAAGGGGGAGACGUGUGGCAUUCCCCCUCACGCUCAGCAUCCUAUCCUACAAGCAUCCCUGCUGUGUGUCUUUUGCAGAACUCAGUGUUCAGGGGCACAGCCAAAGGUUCAAGGCAGCACUGACCUGAGCAUGUUUGUAUAUCAUAUGACUGAGUCAUUUUAAAUAAUGCAGAGGCAAAGAUGAGGCAGGGGAAGUAAGAAAAUGAUCUCUUGUUUUUCAGUGGGGCAUUUGCUUUAUAGUUGGCUGAGGUUCAGAAGAGCUGGUUUUGGUGGCUGCAGACUGAGGUGCUGAUCCCAGCGGCUGUGCCUUAUGAUUUUAUUGAUGUUGCAGUCUGAAGCCGAGCAUCAUCACAUUUCUUUCAGUUCCUGUUACUAUGUUAGAUAUCUAUUUUAAAAUCACUUGAUGAAACAGUAAUUAUGAGACAA
Coturnix japonica (Japanese quail) is the source of this 3279-nucleotide messenger RNA. RefSeq names its product leucine rich repeat containing 56 (gene LRRC56). Lineage: Eukaryota; Metazoa; Chordata; Aves; Galliformes; Phasianidae. The record is from RefSeq and is a predicted model, not a curated record. Gene Ontology annotation, molecular function: protein binding.